CCCUCUCUCUCUCUCUCUCAGUUCCAUAAAGACUUGUUGGGCUUCGAUGAAAGCACUCAUUGUAACAUAGCUUUUUCUAGGGUUUCUUUCUCUUAGAUUCUCCUAAUCGACUUUUGGAGGUCUUUGGGGUCAAAUUCGCAGCUGAUCGAGAGAUAUUGAUGGUUCAGUUGAUGAAUUCCGGGAAAACUCUGCCGGAAUCGGAAUCUCAGAGCAUGAAAAUGGUGCCGGUGAAGCUGGAGGUGGAGGACCCUUUGGAGGACAAACAUGGCCCCCUCAACAAACGAUCUAAGCUCUCCUCUCAUACCCCGCAGUGUAACUCGGGAUCUGGUAGUUUUCCAAUACCAUCACAAUACAAUCCACUCGAUGAGCCAAGUCCAUUGGGCCUGCGGCUCAAGAAGAGUCCAUCGCUUUUGGAUUUGAUUCAAAUGACACUUUCUCAAGGAAAUGCUUCUAAGUUUGGAACACAGGUCAAGAAAGAGCACAAGGCCACCUCUGCUUCUAGUGCUACUGAUAAGCUCAAGGCUUCAAACUUUCCUGCCUCAUUUCUCAGGAUUGGGACUUGGGAGUAUAAAUCAAGAUAUGAAGGGGAUUUAGUUGCGAAGUGUUACUAUGCAAAGCAUAAGCUUGUGUGGGAAGUCCUUGACGGUGGUCUAAAGAACAAGAUAGAAAUUCAGUGGUCUGACAUCAUGGCUUUGAAGGCAAAUUACCCAGAUGACAGGCCCGGGACUUUGGAUGUAGUGCUUGCUAGACAACCUCUUUUCUUCAGGGAGACCAAUCCACAACCCAGGAAGCAUACCUUAUGGCAGGCAACGCCAGAUUUUACUGGUGGACAGGCAAGCAAUCACAGGCGACAUUUUCUGCAGUGCCUUCCAGGAUUGUUAGGAAAGCAUUUUGAAAAGCUUAUUCAAUGUGAUCCUCGCCUUAACUUUCUGAGUCAGCAAGAAGAGAUAGUUUUAGAAUCUCCAUAUUUUGAACCCAGAAUUUCUGUGUUUGAAGACUCAAAUGAAUCAAACCAUGGGUUUGAUUUGAAUGGUGAGGAAGGGCAGGCAUUUUUCAAUUUGCAGGAUUCUGCAUCACCAUCUGGGGGUCAAUCUUCCCCCCGAACAAAUGAACAAGAUCUAGUUGGUAGACCUCCAGAACAAUUUCCCUGUGAAACACCUUCACCUAGCUCAGUGAUGGACACCCAUGCAAUUGAAGAAAUCAGGAUCCGCAGAGUUGAAGAACUCAAGGGACUAAUCAAUCAAGAUCAAAUCAAAGUACCUGGACUCCACUCUUCUAUGUCAAUGAGUGAUCUAGUAAGCCACAUCGAACAUCGGAUCUUGGAACAGAGAACAUCCAACAAUUUUACCCUUUCUGAGGAAGAGCGACAAAGCUUGGAGAUCCUGGAGGAAAUUAGCCGGUGCUUAUUCAGUGAUUCUCAGUAUACAUCAACCUCUGAUGAGAAAUGCAUCAUGUCACGAGUCAAUUCCCUUUGCUGCCUUCUUCAGAAGGAUCCUAUGACGGCCCAAAACUCACGGGUUAAAGGUGAUAAUAAUAGUUUUGAUGUAAUGGUGGACAAGAGGACAGGUGAACCAAACUCAGUUUCUGCAUCAGCAAGUGAAUCCAAUGAUGUAUCUGGUUGCAAUCAGGCUCCAGCGAUGGCCAGGAAGGACUCGGUUGGAGAGCUGCUGCUUAAUCUUCCGAGGAUAGCAUCUCUACCACAGUUCUUGUUCAACAUCUCUGAAGAUUUUGACAAUCAAGCUAGAUAAUGAGUGACCUUACUUUCCCUUCAAAAAAGUAUGUGAAAAGCGCACUUCUGGUGUAAAUAUAGAUUGUGUUUGGCAGUUAUUCACUGAAUUUUGUGAAGUUUGAGGAUUCAGAGAUUCAUAUUGAUGAAGAAUCCUGAAAUGUUUGCAUUUGGAAGCUGGCCUUUCUGGUUUUGUUCAAAUGUAGUACUUUUAAAACGUGUAAAUAUGUCA
Camellia sinensis is the source of this 1958-nucleotide messenger RNA. RefSeq lists its product as uncharacterized. Lineage: Eukaryota; Viridiplantae; Streptophyta; Magnoliopsida; Ericales; Theaceae. The record is from RefSeq and is a predicted model, not a curated record.